This is a messenger RNA of Fusarium poae, 1062 nucleotides long. RefSeq lists its product as uncharacterized. Bases 1 to 1062 code for a protein of 353 amino acids. The record is from RefSeq and is a predicted model, not a curated record. Lineage: Eukaryota; Fungi; Ascomycota; Sordariomycetes; Hypocreales; Nectriaceae. The transcript is spliced from 10 exons. Gene Ontology annotation, molecular function: methyltransferase activity.
AUGGCCACUACUGCAGAGGCCGAACGGCAGGAUCUGGACGAGGCCAGCCCUGAUCUCAAGACUGCUGCGACAGCGACAGCGACAGCAACAACCACCGAGAGACACGCGCCUACCACUGAAGAAAGUGACCUGCAAGCUGAGAGCGAAAGUGAUUUCCGCGACGAUGAUUCAGCGAUCGGCGACGAUGCUGCAAGUAGCACAGCAUCCAUCAAUUCAAGCAUCAUGCAAUAUCGCACUGAGAACGGAAGAACCUAUCAUUCUUUUAGAGAGUCGAUCAACUAUGUACUCCCUAAUGACUCGUCUGAACAAGAACGUCUUGACCUUCAACAUCAUCUCUUCACACUUACCCUCGGCGGAAAGCUGUAUCUGAGCCCAUUGCAAGAUGGCGACAAGCCUAUAGGACGCGCUCUCGAUGCAGGAACAGGAACUGGUGUCCUUGGAAUCGAUCUCAGCCCUAUCCAACCAAACUUCCUUCCAACAAACCUCGAAUUCCAAGUCGACGACCUCGAAGACGAGUGGACGUACAACUACAAAUUCGACUUUGUAUUUGGCCGCAUGCUCACCGGAUCCAUUGGCAACUGGCCCAAGUUCUUCCAGCAAUCCUUCGACAGCCUUAACCCAGGUGGCUGGGUCGAGUGUCAAGACAUCACCUUCCCCGCCGCAUCAGAUGACGGCACUCUUGUCAAGGGAUCCUACAUCGACCAGUGGUCCGAUCUCAUGACCGAAGCAGCAAGUAAUUUUGGCAGGUCGGCAGUAAGCGCAAAGUUGUAUAAACAACAAAUGAUUGACGCGGGCUUUGUUAAUGUGACAGAGGUCGUGUACAAGUGGCCUACCAACAGAUGGCCUGCGGAUCCUUAUUACAAGGAACUUGGUUUCUGGUGUAACCAUAAUAUCGCCGGCGAACUUUCCGGUCUUUCCCUAGCCCUUUUCACAAAGGGCUUGGGCUGGAGUGUUGAAGAGGUAGAGGUAUUUCUGGCCAAGGUCAGAGUUGACAUGAGGGAUAGACGCAUCCACGCAUGGUGGCCCAUACACGUCGUUUAUGGACAGAAGCCGGAAUUUUGA